This is a messenger RNA of Hylaeus anthracinus, 4237 nucleotides long. RefSeq lists its product as uncharacterized. The coding region runs from base 226 to 3909 and encodes 1227 amino acids. NCBI's taxonomy places the organism in Eukaryota, Metazoa, Arthropoda, Insecta, Hymenoptera, Colletidae. Gene Ontology annotation, molecular function: RNA binding. The transcript has 8 exons. The record is from RefSeq and is a predicted model, not a curated record.
UCAAAAGUGGUAACUGGGACAAACUCUUCUCAGGUCUUCUAGUCACUUCUAAUUUUCCAGACACAAUCAGACACAUUCAAAUAAUUCAAAUGCCGGUAGUGUCCUAAUGACGUUUUGCGUUCGAGGAAGAAAUAAAUAUAUCUAUAUACAAACUUUCGUAGGUAAUUCUUUGUUCUGACUAGUACUGAUGGUCACAAAAGUAGAGCUUAGGGGCCCUGGUAAACGAUGGCACAUAAUAAAUCUAAUGGUUUAUUAACAAACAGUUCUAGCAAAGAAUUCGCACUGUAUGUGAAUAAUUUACCUGUUGAAUUAAGUGAGAUUGGAUUUAAACAAAUUUUUAAUCACUAUGGAAAAAUCAUUGGACAUCUUUACCGCCCAAAUACUACUUGGGCUUAUAUUACGUAUGGAAAGUAUAAUGAAGCUGAAGCUGCAAUUAAAGAUUUGAACAAUGUACCGCCAUUGCAUUUGAAAAUAUCAUUUGCCCAUGAAAAAGGAUCAAAUAAAAUGGAAUUUGUAAAACCACCUGUUUCUCAGGAUGUAGUGCAACAAGAGAGUUGUACUGUUCAAGAUAAACAUUUAAAUAAAUCUUCCAUUCAAACAAAAGAACAAGGCAGACCCUCAGAUAUGUUUAAAAAACUAGAAUCAAAAACAGGAUUUCCAACAUGCACUUACACACCAGAUGAUGAUUUAUUAUAUUCAUAUCCUUCUGAUUCAUACACGUACAAUCCAUAUGAAAAAGCAGAUCCAUUUGAUAGUACACACGCAUUAUGGACAAGAGGACAAUUAAUGAUUACACCAGAUUGCAAACGACAUGUCUCGCUCGGGCGAGGGUACACAAUGUAUGAAAUCCCAGACCCAAGUCCUGAAAUUCAAAAGCAAAUCUGUAAGGUGCAUGAACUGCGUACAACUGGCUUGUACGAAUAUGAUAAAGACAUGUUAGAAAAUUCUAUUGGAAAAUGUGAAACAUGUGGAAAUAUAACGAAAUUUACCUGCGAAAAAUGUCAUACUUUCUAUUGCAGUAGAAAGUGUCAAAAAGAUAAUUGGCCACAACAUAAAUACGUAUGUCAACCCAUUCCAGCACUAGUAUCGACCAUCAAUUCUACACAUCUAUCACAACCAAAUACUGAAGGAUAUAUACCUAUUAGAAGUAAGGGUAUUAUUCAAACACCUCUCCGCAGACCAAGAAAAUCUGUAGAUUCUGCAACAUCACUAAAUAAAAGUUUAAAUACAGUCUCGAAAGACCAAGAUACAACUGAUGUACAAGUAACAAUUUGUAAUGAUAGCUCGCAAAAUAGUGAGUCAAAAUGCUUUAAAACUACUGAUCAAUUUGACACAUAUCAGAAAAACAAAGCAAAAGAAAAAGUGCCGUUUCCUAUGUACAAUGAAACUAAUUUUCAAUCUAAGGGAACUGGUAUGACAAAUAUGUCAAACUUCAAACAUAAACAUAUUAUUCAUGGAAAAAAUUCCUCAUUUGAAAAGUCACAAGAAUCUCUUACAUGCUCCGAUAAAGUGGCAGAUGAUAAAAAAUCAGACAGUAUUAAAAAUUCUACGAAAAAACAACAAUAUGUAAGUGCUGAAGAUGUAAUGAAGAUAGAGGAAGAUAUAGCUUUCUCAAAACAUGCAUUUUUAUCAAAAUCAGGAUUUACAGAAGUACGAAUAAUUGUGAAUAUGGGUCGUGAAUGUUGGAUUCAAAAUGUAGAAAAUGACGAAAAGCUUAGGGAACUAAUGAGUACUUUACAAUCUGAAGCAGAUAAAGCGGAGAAAGUAGUACCAGUACUCGGAAAUAUGUAUGCUGUUAAAUAUGAAGAUUUAUGGCACAGAGGUUUAAUUAAACAAGUAAAACCUUUAAUAAUUCAUUACGUGGAUUACGGUAAUGAUGACUUCGAUAAAACAAAUGAUGUACGUAAACUUGGACAGUUCCAAAAUAUUCCACGAUUUGCUGCUACAGCUCGUUUAUCUGAAAAAGCAAGUCAAAAAUACAAACACCUCACAUAUGGGGAUAUAAUAUUUGUAAAAACGAUAUCCGUUGAUUCGAAUAACGUAAUUAAUGUUGAAGUUCAGGGUGAGAAUGAUGCGCCGAUACUAGAAGUAGAUCGAGUACCGAUGCCACAAGUAGAUCAAGCGCCGAUACCACAAGUAGAUCGAGCGCCAAUAUCACAAGUAGAUCGAGCGCCAAUAUCACAAGUAGAUCGAACACCUACAACACCAGUAUCAGACUUAAAAUAUUCAGUAAACAUAAUGCCUAUAGGAGAAAGAGGAGUUUUAGAAAUUCAUGCAGAAUUAAGUAACAAUACUUAUAGUGUUACGUUACUAUCGAAUAAUACAAUGUCCGAAUUUGAGGAACUUUUGAAUGAAUUGCCUGUAAUGUGUGAACAAAGAGCAACAAAUUCCGGUUACAAACCUGAAAUAGGAAAGCUAAUAUGCGGCCAAAGGCUCGAUGGUGAUUGGCUCAGAGGAUAUGUUUUAUCACUUGAAUCUCCUUUAAAAAUGGUUGUAAUAGAUGAAGCAAGAAUGAUGGAAAUUAAUAAGGUUGUGCCAUGUCCUGAUAACUUUUUGAAAAUUUGUACUUUUGGCGCUAAGUGUAAAAUAAUUAAUGCUGAAAAUAAGUUUGAUGCUUCUGGACAGUUCGAGUUUAAAGUGGUAACACGAAAUGGAGAAAAUGAAAUUGAAAUAGAAAUUUAUAGAAAUAACGAGGAAAAAUUGAAAGCUAUUGUAACGCCUUGGACACCAAUGCCUGAACAAAAAGGAAUACAGUAUGCUCAAUUGAAAAACGACUCCGAGGUUUGCCUGACUGCUUACUGCAAUCAUGCUUUUCUGUUUGCUCGGUCAUUAGUUACUGAAGAAGUGGAACGUUAUAAUCGUAUUAUGCAGAACGUAGCAAAAUGUGCCCAAACAGCUCCAUCAUUGAAAGAACCACCAGUUGUUGGACAAAUGGUAAUAGCUCAGUAUAUAGAUGAUAAUUAUUACCGAGCUAUUGUGACUGCAGUGGCAGAUGAUAAAGUUACGAUUUCAUAUAUUGAUUUUGGAAAUAGAGAAGUUACUAAUAUGAAGAAACUUAAAAUUCUAAACGACAAUUUAAAACAGCUUCAAUCUUGUACAAGUAAAAUAAUUUUGAAAGAUGUUCCUCAGGAUAAACCUAUGACGAAUGAAAUAAGUGAUUAUCUCAGUAAUUUAGUAGGAAGAGAAGUUCCUUUGAUAUGCACUUUUACUGGUAUACCGUCCAAAGAUGGUGUUUAUCUUAAAUCACACGAUGGAGACAAUAUUAAUAAGACCAUAUCUGAACUGCUUAUACCAACUUGGAAAAGAUCUGAUGAGAAAGAUCUAACAUGCUAUACGUUGAACGAUAUAGCUGUUGCUAGCUUGGGAAAAGUUGGCGAUGUCGUUAAUGUUGCUGUUGCACACGUUCUUGAAGCUGGUUACAAAUAUACAAUGUAUCCAUUAGAUUAUGACUUAAUUACUCAUAUCUCGGAUAUAAUGCCUAAAUCGAUGGCUAAAUAUUGUGAAUCAAACGAUCACUAUAUUCCCCGUGAGAACGAAUUGUGCCUCGCACUUUUCAACGGUGAAUGGUGUCGUGCUACUUGCUAUCGUCGUAGUGAAACUGCUUCGACGAGCACUGUUUUCUUUAUUGAUCAUGGAUGUAUUGAGAGCAUUAGUCAUAAAGACAUACGAUUAAUGCCGAAAGAUUUUAUGACCCCUAGUGCCCUUAUCAGUGUCUGCGACAUUGUUAAUUUAGCGCCGCUCGAUAGCCAAGGAAAAUAUUCUUCUAAAAUUGAAAAAAGGAUUUCAGAAUUAAUCGAUCUUAAUAUUCCUAUCGAAAUAAAGAUUGUUAAGUGUGAUGAAAAUGCUGGACUAUACGACAUAGAGUUGCCAUCGAUUCGAAAGAAACUUGUUGAAGAGGGUCUAUUGUAGUUAUAAUGAAGUAUUAAUGUUAUGAAACUAGGAACUAGGUUUUGUUUAAAAAGAAAAGAAAAAUCGAUAUUUUAAAAAACGUGUUUUUUAUACUUUGAAAAAUAUGAUAUUGUAAGUCUGAAAUUAUUUUCUGGAAGCAACUGAGACUAGUUCAUUUUCUUUUUUAAAUAUCGUUUUACUAUGUAUUUCUAUUCAAUUAUGUUUCGUUUUAUGUCUAUGGACGCUAGUUGCUUAUAACAUAAUUGAGAUACUAAAGAAAUAAUGUUAAUAUAAUGUUUAAAUCUUAUAUCUACAUACUACAGAUAAUAAAUAAGAUAUACGAAUCGUA